AUGACUACGGGAGAGUGUGCUGUACCGCGAGACCUCGUCGCCGUGUUCCAUGCUUCGUUUCACCGCACGCAAGGCAGCAUCAUAGACUGGUCAGUUAAAGCCAGCGAAGACAUCGACCUAUCAAAUGUCGAGUUCAGCUGCCUGCCCAGUGGUCUACAUCUAGUCGACCGCGAUGUCGUCUACUUCACCAAAGACGAUUACCAGGGUGUAUGCGUCUUCCGGCGGCGGCGCACACCGGAGGAUGGCCACCGCGGAUUUCGCCUUUCCUCCUUGGGCAUCCUCCUUUCCAAGUCUACUCGCGCUCGACCAUGGGCCCACGUCGCGGCGCUGAAAACUUUGGUCAGCUCACUUUACGACUCACUAGAGGAUCGCGAUACGUUGGAGCCGAUGGACAGCGACUGGGAACCCGUGCGCGCGUUCUUCGAUGAGCGCAGAGUAGCCGAACCGCGGGGAGGAUGCUCGAGCAGCUGGGAGGGAUGGGCAUCGGAACUGGAUGAAACACGGUCAGAUUCAGCUCCUACCGUUCAUCUCCCCCACCUCCUGCGCAUCCUCGGCCCCUCCUCCCUGACGUUGUACAAGCAUAUCCUCGGUCGACGGCGCGUUCUCAUCGUCACCAUCCCUCCGGUUGAGGCCGCCUGCAUCCUCUGCCACGUCGCGGCCGACACCUGUUUUCAAGAGCAGGUUUCCGAAGCCGUCUCCACAUACGACGAUGACAGCCGUGAAGAUGACGACGACAUUGCACCGUUGAAGGGGAAGAACGCGGCGGGCGUGAAAGUGCUUGGCAUGGUCACCCUGAACGACUUGGACAAGCUUGACUUCGAGAGCAAAUCGGGACGCGGGUGGAUAGCUUGCACCACCGACGCUAUUUUCUUGGACAAACCCGCAUACUAUGACCUUCUCAUCGACCUACGCUCUGCGACACCCAACACACGACCCACUUUCUAUGUGCCCAAAGCUGCCGACCAGCCUAGCGGCCGCGGCCCCACUUAUCGUCUAUCCACGAUACGCUUUACGUGGAGUGACGUUCGCCUGUGGACCGAGCUCGACCGUGUCCUUCAGUCCGAAUCCGAAGACCACCCCGACAUGUGCUGCGACCCGUCGCACUUGCACUCCCAGCCACGCAACAGCACAAGCUCCUCCUGGACCGACGUCUGGCGCGUCUACGAAGACGUCUGCGUCAUGUGCGCCGGGCUCUGGAUGGGUGCGUGGCGUGCCUCCUCUGGACCCACAAACGCAUCCUUCGGCCCCCCCUACGCGUCCUUCCCCCGUCGCGCAGAAAGCUGGAACAGCAACCUGCGCCUCGACGGUGGCCCCGACGACGACGCGAUCUCGACGCGCACCCGCUCCGAGUCCCACGUCCGCGCGCUCGGCCAGGGCAUCGAGGGCCGGCCCCCGCCCCCCGCGAACGGGCGCACGUCGCGUGCGCUGCGCCGCGUCAGCACCAACACGCUCUCCGCGCUCACGCGCGCGACCAAGGGCAACGGCACCGACCCCCCGCGGACGAGCACGAGCACGCUUACGAUGGGGAAGGGCACCCCGUCGGUCUCGACGUCCGUCGUGCCCGUCGCAGACAUCGCGCCGACGCCCUCCAGCCAGAUGUUCAUCCCAGGCGAGCGAGGCCGGCAAUUUCCCGACGCGCCGCCGCCUCCCGAGCGCCGCGCGCGGCAGGUGGCGACGACGCUCGCGCUCCUCGACGCGUUCCAUGCGCACACGAGCGCGGUCUUGACCCGCUUCAGCGUCAUCCUGGAGACGCGACGGUGGGAGGCCACCUCGGGCGGGUUGGUGUGCCUCACGCCGAAGGACGUAAUGUCGUUCGAGCUUGGGCCGUUCAGUGGGCUCGACGCGCGCUUCGUCGAAUGGCUUGGGGAAGAGUACGGAGGGGGGGUGCGGGUGUGUGUAAAGCGGGGAUGGAAGGACCUCGUGGGGCUCGUCCUGGGCUUUGGGUAG
This is a messenger RNA of Epithele typhae, 1947 nucleotides long. RefSeq lists its product as uncharacterized. Gene Ontology annotation, cellular component: lipid droplet. Bases 1 to 1947 code for a protein of 648 amino acids. Lineage: Eukaryota; Fungi; Basidiomycota; Agaricomycetes; Polyporales; Epitheliaceae. The record is from RefSeq and is a predicted model, not a curated record. The transcript has 5 exons.